GAUCGACUCAUACGCUAUCAGAUGGUUUAACUUGGCAUCUGACCGGGGAGGUGGCCGCAAAGACCGUGCCAAGGCUAAAGAGGCAUUAACCAUGGCAUCACAACAUUCCGCCGAGCAGCAGUGGCUGACUUCAUAAAGCUGAUAGGGAACAGAGCCGGCUGAGGAAAGAAUUGGACCAUGUGACUGAAGAAAGGGACAUAUUUAUAAAAAAGUCAACUUACAGCGAUAACACGGUAUUGCAGCAGCAGCUGAAGAUGGACCAACAGAAACAUGCAGAGGAGACGCUAAAACAAGAGCUCAAAGACUGUGAAAUAAAAUUCAACCAGUACCAGGCAGAGCUUGAUCACAUGAAUUUUGAGUUAUCGUUCAGUAGACAUAAUGAGCUGACACUUAUGAGGAAGGUCGCAAGUUUGCAGUUAAAGAAUUUAUAGUGAGAAAAGUCCAUUGAACUAAGUCUAUUUACACUUUCAUUAUUCUUGGCUGAAAUCAUUUCAUGCUAUCAUUGUUGCUACUACAACUACUUGGCCUGAGCCAAUGAUGUUAAUCUGGAGGCCAUGUUUCAGCAGAUGUCAUCAUGUCAUCAUGUCUGGCCUCUUUUUACAUCAUAACAGAAACUUUUGAAAAUUUAAGAAUGUUCUAGAACGAUGCGAUGACAUAAUCAUGAAUCAAGGUGUUUUGCCUUUUUUUUUUUUUUUUUUGGACUAUGAUGUCAUCAUAGAUCAAAGUUGCCUUUGAUGUUGAAAGGAACCUUUAUAUAUCACUAUGAUGUCAUAGUCAUACUAAUCCAUGUAUAUGAUAUUAUAUUAAUAAUAACAAGUUAAUAAUAAUAAAUAUAUAUGACAUCAUCAUAAUUAUGGAUCAAAGAUGAAAGCCUCUUGGCAGAUCAAAGUCGUUUUGAUGUGAAAUAAGAGACUGUGUUUAGACCUUAAUUUCAUUUUGAAACUCUAUAAAAUAAUUCUAAAAUUAUAGAAUAACUCAAGCAACAGUUAGAUAGACAAAGAAACCUGAGAAAUCAGUCAUGGACAAAAAAACAGUGCAGAAAAGACUGACUGCAAAACUCAUUGCAGUUGAGAGGUCUUUGAAAAAAGAGAAAGCUAAAGAAGAGCAGGCCAAAAAUGAUGAACUGGCCCAGAAGAAAGAGGGUGACACUUUGUUUAGGGUGCAGGUUCUUCUAAAAGAAAAAAAUAAGUUUAAAAAACAGGUUGAAGGGUUGGCUCACUGCGUAAAAGAGCUCGAGGGGCAGAAGAGGGCUGCAGAUAAAAUAAUUAAUGAACAGAGAGAGCUGUUAAAAAAGAUUGACAAAGAAAACAAACAGUUACACGAUGACAAUGCUUCAUUAAAAGAACAAGUAACACACGGCAUCAACGUUGAAAAACUAAUGCACCGUGAGAAAGAAGCAUUUCAGAAUGAACUAAAAAAAAGAGAGAAGUCGUUGGAAAACGUUAGAAGAUACAAAAAGAAAAUUGAUGAUGGUAAGCUAGAAAUACAUAAAAGAGACAAACAAAUUAAAGUAAUAACAUAUGAGAAAGAAAAACUUUUUCAGAAAAAUGUGGAACUCCAAGAAAGGAUAUGCUGUCUAGAGGAUGACAAAUCUUCCUUAGCAGCGAAAAUAGUACAGCUAGAGGAAAAGGUAGAAAAACAGUACAACAGCAUUGAAUAUGUCAAAAUGAAGCUGAACAAGGUCAACAAUAAAAAAACUCAACUUGAAGAUAAGUGCGACAAAGACACUCGGAUCAUAAAGAACAGAGAAGACGAGGUGACCAAUAGUAGACUUUUGGUUCAUGAGUCAGAGAAGAAGAUGAGGCAGCAAAAAGUGCAGACCGAAGCUGCCGUGGGUGAGAUCAUGCUGCUACAGAAAAACUUGGACAAGGUUAAUUUGGAAAUAGAAGACAAGAACAAAACAAUUAAAAAGCUAACUGAUGGAAUCAGAAACCGGGGUACUGAGCUUAACAGGAAGAACCAAGAGCUGGAAACUGUUCAGAGAAGUGAAAAAUGUUUGCAGAACAGGGUGAUAGUCAUGGAGAAGCAACUGACAGAAAUAAAGCAAACACAUGAAGAAUUAGUAGUUUCAGCUGAUAGGGAACAGAGCCGGCUGAGGAAAGAAUUGGACCAUGUGACUGAAGAAAGGGACAUAUUUAUAAAAAAGUCAACUUACAGCGAUAACACGGUAUUGCAGCAGCAGCUGAAGAUGGACCAACAGAAACAUGCAGAGGAGACGCUAAAACAAGAGCUCAAAGACUGCGAAAUAAAAUUCAACCAGUACCAGGCAGAGCUUGAUCACAUGAAUCUUGAGUUAUCGAUCAGUAGACAUAAUGAGCUGACACUUAUGAGGAAGGUCGCAAGUUUGCAGUUAAAGAAUCCGCAAGACAAUAAUGUUAGUGACAUUAUGCGCCUUCAGCGGCUCCAUGACUACAACUCCCAGUUGAUGAAGAAUCUUGAGCGCAUGUCGGCUAAGUUGGCAGAAAAAGACCAGGAGAUUGCCAAUUUGAAGAGCAUGUUGGCUCGGCGGCCAGAUGAUGCAACCCGGAAGUUCCAAGAGAGUCAGAGGGCGAUCAGAGAGCUUAAAGAUAAGUUAAAGGCAUCGACGGCAGAAGCCUGGGUAUUCAUGGAUAAGUACUCUAGUGUGACAGAGGCGAACGGCAGGCUGAAAGGUGAGUUAAAGGAAUUGUAUAUGAGAGACAAAUCAAGUAACAAACCUUUGCCUCCCAUUUCCAAAAAGUCCCAGCUCCACUCUGAGAAGAAGCCAGAGGAUGGAUCGAAGAUCACCCCCCAUCCUCCCAUUAAGGUCUACGGAACACAAGUGAGGCCACAACCACCACCACCCCAUCACUCCAUGGGGGUGCUGAGACAGAAUUCAUCAUCAUCCACAAGAUCCAUACCGUCAGUGCUCUCCCCCUGUGGGGUGAUGUUAGAUGCAGAGGAAGAGCUAGAACCUGCUGCAGGACAUGACUUAAAUAAAUAGGCAGCUGAAGUGCCAAAGAGCUGCAGCACCUUAUCUGGCAGUUUGUGCUCAUAGCAUGCAUCUCCAGCCAGACUAAAACCAUAUCUACUGUACAGAACAGAGCUAAGGGUCUGAAGGGACAUACGUUUUUGUUUUUCAUGGAUCCAGCAAAAGAAGUGGCACGAGGAAGUGGAAGUGACAGCAGGCAGUGGGAGAGGUCAUAUGGGUGGGGAUAUGUUUGGGAUUCAGUUAAAUUUUAAGUUUUGUUGUUUGUUUUUUUUGUUUGUUUUUUUUGAGGGGGUAGGGGUCAGGGUUAGUUUGGUUGUGAAUAAUGUUGGUAUUGUUGUUGCUAUUAAGUUUGUUAGUUAAUUGUUUAUUCCUGCCAACCCGGUUGAGGUCAUUAUGCUGUUUGACUUUUCUCUAGUGAUCUUUGUAUUUUGAAUUUGAAUUUUAAGAUUAAAUUAAAUUGUAAAUAAAUAACAAUGUUUUAUGCUACA
Messenger RNA from Thunnus maccoyii (southern bluefin tuna), 3438 nucleotides. RefSeq names its product myosin-2 heavy chain-like. The transcript has 4 exons. NCBI's taxonomy places the organism in Eukaryota, Metazoa, Chordata, Actinopteri, Scombriformes, Scombridae. Bases 1019 to 2962 code for a protein of 647 amino acids. The record is from RefSeq and is a predicted model, not a curated record.